AUGCGAAUCAAUCCGCUGGUUGUGAUACUGGGAUGUACAGGAACGGGGAAAAGCGACUUGGGUAUUGCAAUUGCGAAACGCUUCAACGGAGAAGUGAUCUCGGCAGAUUCCAUGCAAAUUUACAAAGGUUUGGAUAUAGCAACAAAUAAAGUGACGCAGUCAGAAAUGGAUGGUAUACCGCAUCAUUUGAUGAGUUUCCUUGAUCCGCAGACAUCUUCUUAUAAUGUACAUCAAUUUCGAGAUAGCGCCAUCACCAUAAUGAAGCGGAUGUGGCGUGAAGGUAAACUGCCAAUAAUUGUUGGAGGAACGAGUUAUUAUAUUGAAUCGGUUUUGUAUGAAGAUAAUCUCAUUCCGACGAACACACCACAAGAUGAACGAGAACGUUUGAAUAAGAUGUCGAACGAUGAAAUUUAUGAAUUAUUGAAGAGUAUCGAUCCGAUUUCUGCACAACAGGUGCAUAAAAAUAACCGUUAUCGAGUGCAACGUGCCGUUGAAAUCUAUCAAAUGACCGGUAUCAAGAAGAGUGAUCAUUUGGCAAAUCAGCGUCUGAUGAAUCGUUAUGAAAUGGGUGGCAAAUUGAGGUUUGAGAAUGUGCAGUUGUUCUUUUUGGAUGCCGAUAAAGGAGUUCUUGAUGAACGAUUGGAUCAACGAGUCAAUAAAAUGAUUCAGAGAGGUUUACGAGCCGAAAUCGAACAGUUCUACGAUGAAGUGAGUUCCUAUUUGAUCACUUAUUUCCCAUUAUUUUGCGAUCUUUUGAGGUGUACGAAGUGGAAUUUUUGCACUUCGUCCAUUCUCUUUGCCUUUUUCAUAUCAAAAUUGGAUUUUCAAAUGGACACCAUAGACAGUGAAUGA
Messenger RNA from Anisakis simplex (herring worm), 852 nucleotides. NCBI's taxonomy places the organism in Eukaryota, Metazoa, Nematoda, Chromadorea, Rhabditida, Anisakidae. The record is from the annotation of a GenBank genome assembly.